This is a messenger RNA of Fonticula alba, 1596 nucleotides long. RefSeq lists its product as hypothetical. Gene Ontology annotation, cellular component: transcription preinitiation complex; transcription factor TFIIIB complex; nucleus. The transcript has 5 exons. Gene Ontology annotation, biological process: transcription by RNA polymerase III; transcription preinitiation complex assembly; DNA-templated transcription initiation. NCBI's taxonomy places the organism in Eukaryota, Rotosphaerida, Fonticulaceae. Gene Ontology annotation, molecular function: TBP-class protein binding; RNA polymerase III general transcription initiation factor activity; RNA polymerase III type 3 promoter sequence-specific DNA binding. The record is from RefSeq and is a predicted model, not a curated record. Bases 1 to 1596 code for a protein of 531 amino acids.
AUGCUCUGGCCAUCUCCUGCCUCGGCUCGUCGGAGACGCAUUUCCACCCUGGCCUCCGCCUUGCGCCUGUCAUCCCACCACUCGGAGGCCGCCACACGCCUCUUCGCCCUGGCUCAGCAGCAUAACUUCAUCCAGGGUCGCAAGACCGACCAUGUGGUGGCCGCUUGCUUGUACAUUGUCUGCCGGCGCGAACGCACGCCGCACUUGCUCAUCGAUUUCAGUGACAUCCUCCAGACCAAUGUCUUCGUCCUGGGUGCCACCUUUUUGCGCUUCGUUCGCCUGCUGAAUCUCCGCCUGCCGGUGGUCGAUCCCAGCCUCUACAUUCAUCGGUUUGCCGCGCGCCUGGAGUUCGGCGAUCAGACCCACACAUGCCUGCGAAUCCAUAUGCCUGCAUGGGUGGGUGUGCCUGAUGAUGCAUCCCGGCCGGCCCGCGCGCGCGCGCGCGCGCGCGCACGGGCGGAAGGUGCAGCUCCCACGCGCGAGGAAACUUUUUCUCCCGCCGUGGCCUCGCGCCUUCUCUCCGAGUUCAGCGAGACCCCGGCCGUGCUCUUGACGCCGGAGGAAUUCGAAUCCAUCGACAUGGAGGGCGAGGCCGAUCCGCCCUCCUUCACGGCAGCCAAGCGCGCGCGUUUGGUGGCCGAGGCCGCUGUCAAUCGGGAUGCCGCCGAGCAGGCGGCCGCCACGCGGAGCCCCUCGCUCGAGCAACUUCAAGAGAUUGAGGAAGGCGGCCGCGAAUUGGAGAAGCUCCUUACCGAGUCCGGCUUUUCCGAUGAGGAUCUCAGCACCACGCCGGACCCAUCGCAACCAGGAUCACCGGCUCUCCCCAGUGCUUCAUCACAGCCGAAGAGCCCGACCCCGGGGCCAUCGCCCACACUCAAGGCCACACGGGACUUCUCCUUGCCGGAUGACCCGGUCGCCGCGGCGGCCAUCCUCGAUGCCGAUGACGAGCUCCAGCUGGCUCUCCUGUCGCCGGAGGAGCAGCGCAUGAAGGCGGACCUCUGGACCGAUAUGAACCGGGACUACCUGACCCAGCAGGCCGAGAAGCAGCGCCUCAUCGCCGAGGGGGUGAUCAAGGCCCCGACCGCCUCGUCCAGGCGCAAUCGUCGCAAACGCACGGCCCCCGGGAGCACCGGCGAUGAGGGGACCGACGGUCGUGAAGCGGCCCGCGCCACCCUGGGCGCCCUCAGCAAGAAGGUCUCCACCAAGAUCAACUACGAAGUCCUCCAGGGGCUCUUCAGCAUGGGGGCCGGCGGUGGCACCGGCGCCGCCGGGGGGGGAUCCCUGCCCGGUGGCCCGGGGUCCCAGUUCAUCAAGCAGGACUCCUCGUCAUAUGGUGGCAUCGGUGGGGGAGCUCUUCCACCGGGCGGCGGCGCCGACUCCUUUGGCCAGGAAUUUGCCAUCACCACGCGCGAUCUCCAUCCCGAUGGUGGGUCCUCCCCAUCGGGGGGAAUGCCGCCCUCCUCGACAUCGCGGCUACGGACCAUGUCCGGCGGUGCCGGGGGAGGCGGCCGCGGAGGAGGACCUGCCGGCGAUGGGCCCUCACCGGCGCGUGGUUUCGGUGGCGGCCUCUUCAUCAAGCGCAUGAGGACAGACUGA